This is a messenger RNA of Vombatus ursinus (common wombat), 598 nucleotides long. Its product is annotated as hepatitis A virus cellular receptor 1 homolog. The transcript has 3 exons. Gene Ontology annotation, cellular component: cell surface. NCBI's taxonomy places the organism in Eukaryota, Metazoa, Chordata, Mammalia, Diprotodontia, Vombatidae. The record is from RefSeq and is a predicted model, not a curated record. Gene Ontology annotation, biological process: positive regulation of mast cell activation; phagocytosis, engulfment. Gene Ontology annotation, molecular function: phosphatidylserine binding; virus receptor activity. The annotation marks the transcript as partial.
AAAACCUCUUCUCCCCGGGGGAACUCAACCAGUCUGUUGUCUGACUUUUUUUCCAGAAGGUGCCAUGGGGCUUCCUGUAUUGUUCAACUGCAUUCUGACGGUGCUUCUUGCAGCAGGUCCUUCUAUGUCUGCACAGACUGUGAGAGGAGUAGUAGGUCAAUCUGCCACUUUGCCCUGCAUGUAUUCAGUGCAUCAGGGUGUCACAUCUAUGUGCUGGGGUCGAGGAUGGUGUCCUCUGAAUGGGUGCUCAAACGAAAUCAUCUGGACAGAUGGACACAAGAUGACCUUUCAGCAUUCUGGCCGAUACUACUUAAAGGAGGACCUUUCUCAAGGGAUUGUGUCUUUGACAAUAGAGAACCUGACAGAGGCAGAUGCUGGGACAUAUUGCUGCCGGGUGGAAAUUUCUGGUUGGUUUAAUGACCAAAAAGUCACAGUGAAUCUGAAGGUUGAGCAAGUUUCUUCCACCCCUGUUUUGGACAUAGUGACAACAACCAGACCCUCAGAAACACCAGAUGGAAAAAACUGGACACAACCUAAUACCCCAAUUGGUAAUGAUUUCUCCCCUCAUGUUAUUCACAUAAAACAAGAUAAACCAUGG